Capsella rubella is the source of this 1827-nucleotide messenger RNA. RefSeq names its product probable E3 ubiquitin-protein ligase ARI14. Gene Ontology annotation, biological process: ubiquitin-dependent protein catabolic process; positive regulation of proteasomal ubiquitin-dependent protein catabolic process; protein polyubiquitination. Bases 154 to 1725 code for a protein of 523 amino acids. Gene Ontology annotation, molecular function: zinc ion binding; ubiquitin protein ligase activity; ubiquitin conjugating enzyme binding. The transcript is spliced from 3 exons. Gene Ontology annotation, cellular component: cytoplasm; ubiquitin ligase complex. The record is from RefSeq and is a predicted model, not a curated record. NCBI's taxonomy places the organism in Eukaryota, Viridiplantae, Streptophyta, Magnoliopsida, Brassicales, Brassicaceae.
UGAUAAUGUUGCUCUAACUCCGAUAUUUCCAAAGGAGAGAGUGAAGAAACGAGGCAAAACCUAGAAAGAGUCAGUAAAAAGACGAUAACUCUCCUCAGUCCUCACCUUGGAUUAGAUUUUGUUGUUUCAGACGCAAGCUACACCAGAUAACAAAUGGAUUACGAUCGGAAGAGACCCUACUCUGUUCUAACGAGAGAUGAAGUUAGCGAAAAGAUGAAGAAACAGAUCGAUGACAUCUCCGACAUCUUCUUGAUAUCAAAUUCCGAUGCGACCGUACUCCUCAUGUUUCUCCGAUGGGACUCGCUUCGUGUUUCAGAGCGUUUGGGUGAAAACAAGGAGAAAUCAUUGAUGGAUUCUGGUCUGAAACCAGCUGUAUUUGAUACCAUUCUAGAUUCAUCUAGCGAGAUUAGCUUUGAGGCAGAUGUGUAUGAGUUUGAUGAUGAUGAUGAUGAUGAUGAUGAUGAUGAGGAUAAUCCCGAUGAUGAUGAUGAUGGUUUGAUCUCCACACCUUUCUGCUCUCACAAGUUCGGCACAACAUACUGGACAGAGUAUCUUGAGAAGAACUAUUACUCAGUGGAGAAAAUCCAAACUGCAAUCUCUUGUCCUGAGCAAGAUUGUCAAGCUGCGAUUGGACCGGACACGAUCGAGAAACUAACUGUACGUGAUCAAGAGAUGUACGAGAGGUACAUUCUGAGAUCUUACAUUGAGGGAAACAAUGUCUUGAUGAUCAAACAGUGUCCUGCACAGGAUUGCAAUUACCUCAUUGAGUUUCAUCAGGAGAAUCAUGAUGAUGAUGAUGAUGAGUAUAGUCUAAACGUGGUGUGUCUCUGUGGUCAUAUCUUCUGUUGGAGAUGCAGACUUGAGUCACACAGACCAGUGACCUGCAACAACGCCUCUGAUUGGUUGUCUAUGGACACAACGAAAUUCUCAGAUGAAUCAUUUAGCCUUUCCCCCACCUAUGCCAAGACAGUGACUUGUCCUCAUUGCCUUUGUCCUGUGGAGUCUGAUACAAAAAUGCCCCACUACCUGACUUGUGUUUGCAGGCUUCGUUUCUGUUCAAGAUGUUUGCGGUCAGAGGAAGCCCACAAGAGUGAAUCAAAACUCUCCGGAUUAUGUGUUAAAAAAAAGGUGGGGAUUUCAUGUGAGGAUCGCUGGAUGGUGUGUAAGAAUUUACUGGAGCAAGCCAAAUCCGAUCUAGAAGCUUUUGAGGAAUCCAACAUCAAGAAACCAAGUGACUUGAAGGAGCAAGACAUUAUGAUAAUAAGAGAGGGACUAAUGCUGAUUGUUCAGUGCAGAAGAGUACUUAAAUGGUGUUGUGUGUAUGACUAUUUCCACACAGAGUAUGAGAACUCGAAGAAGGAGUAUCUACGGUAUCUGCAAGGAAAUGCGACCACAGCUCUCCAGAGUUACUCAAACACUUUACAAGAGCAAAAAGAUAUCAUCCUCGGUGUAGCUACUUAUGAAGAGUGUAGUUUCUUCAGGCAUACGAUACCAACGGCCACAAGCAACAUCGGUAACUACUUUUUCCAUUUCAUCAAAACUUUGCAAGAUGGUUUGGUCGAUGUGAAGGUGAUGUCAUACAACGGCGGGGCUGGUCCUUUCUGGUAUUGUGAUCGCUGCACGUAUGGUAACACUUGGCAUGAUAAGGAGUGUGAGAUGUGCAGUGAUGAUACUUCCUCUCUUGUGGAAGAGUUAAGUGAUUUUUCUCUUAAUAAUGUUUGUUAAAGAUAAAACAAAAGAUUUAGUAGACAUGAAGCAUUCAGCUUGAGUAAUUUACAGUUGUUUUGCUCUGUUAUAACCGAAACUAGUUUUCAUCAUGUUCUUGAA